Molecule: messenger RNA, 3119 nt
Organism: Lactuca sativa (garden lettuce)
Lineage: Eukaryota; Viridiplantae; Streptophyta; Magnoliopsida; Asterales; Asteraceae
Source: RefSeq, a predicted model, not a curated record
GUCCUUUUCCGUCAAAAAGAAAAAUCUGCAACCCUUUUUUAACCCUCCACCACUCCCGACCACUCUCCACGGCCGCCAUGGCUACUUUCCGAUUGUGGUUUGAUUUGUAGAGAGAAAGAGAAACGGUUAUGGACCCCCAUAGCUUCAUAGCACGGGCGGAAGCGCAACGAUGGCUCGGCAUCGCCGAGAAGCUGCUCAUGGGCCAUGACCUCGUCGGCUCCAAGACAUUUGCGAUCCGAGCACGAGAUUCCGAUCCCAGACUCGAAGCUGCUGAACAGAUCCUAGCAAUUGCCGACACGCUUCUCGCCGCCGAAAAACGAGUCGUCGGAAACAACGGCGCUCAGCAGCCGGAUUACUACGCGAUUCUGCAGCUCGUCAGGUUCGUUCAGGAUACAGACCACAUCGCCUCGCAGUUCCGGCGGCUUGCCGUUACACUAAAUCCUCACCAAAACAGGUUUCCUUACUCCGAUCAAGCGUUUCAGCUUGUGAAUGAUGCUUGGGCUGUGUUAUCGAACCCUAUGCGGAAAUCUAUGUAUGAUUCGGAGCUUGAUUUUCCGCCGCAACAACAGAUGAACACUAUAGGGUUUAACCUCGAACAACAGCACCACCACCAGCAACAACAUCACCACCAGCAACAGCAGCAGAGUCAUCAGCAGCAUAAUUUUUUUUCGAUUAAUCACAUGGGGUCGAGUCAUGAGCAGGAUUUGCCUGAGCCACAACAGACAUUUCAAACUAGGGUUCAACAGAGUCAUCAACAGCAGCAAUUGCAGCAGCAUAAUUUUCUGUCACAACCGAGUCCGGUAAGGCAAGAGCAACUAUUUCAGCAUCGUGAACAGGAACAUCUGUUUCAGCCUCAAGCACAACCUUUUCAAGUUUCAUCUCCACCGCAUCAGCAAGCUAGACAACAACCACAACCUCCUCCGCCACAGGUACAGCCUUUUCAAGUUACAUCUCCACCACAUCAGCAAAGUAGACAGCAACUACAACCUCCUAAGCGUGAGCAGGAGCAACUGUUUCACCACCGGGAGCAGGAACAACUGUUUCAAUCUCAAGCACAACCUUUUCAAGUUGCAUCUCCACCCCGGCAGCAAACUCGACAACCAUCACAACCUCCUCCGCCACAGGUACAACCUUUUCAAGUUGCAUCUCCGCCCCGGCAGCAAACUCGACAACCAUCACAACCUCCUCCGUCACAGGUACAACCUUUUCAAGUUGCAUCUCCACCCCGGCAGCAAACUCGACAGCCAUCACAACCUCCUCCACCACAGGUACAACCUUUUCAAGUCACAUCUCCGCCACACCAGCAAACUCGACAACCACAACAACCUCCUCAACCGCAGGUACAACCUUUUCAAAUUACUUCUCCACCACAUCACCAAACUAGACAACCACAACAGCCUCAGCCUCCUCAGCCACAGGUACAACCUUUUCAAGUUACAUCACCUCAUCAGCAUCAGCAAAUCCGACAACCAUCACAACCUCCUCAGCCACAGCCACAGCCACAGCCACGUAUGCAAUCACCAAGUCCCCCUCCGCCUGCAGCAGCACCACAACCCCCUUUUUCUUGGACACAAGCACCACCACAGCAACAGCAGCCUCCCCCUUCACAGCCACAGCCACAACCUCAGCCUCCCCUUCCUCAAUCACGGCCUCAACCUAUACCUCAGCCUCAGCCUCAACCUAUACAUCAGCCUAAGCCUCAGCCACAGCCGCCACCUCCCCAAUCCCUUCCCCAGUCCCAAUCACCGCCUCCACCAGUCCAAUCCCGUCCCCAAUCACAACCACCACCUCCCCAACCCCGGCCUCAGCCACCUCCAGAGCCACAAAUGCAACAACAGCAACAGCAUUUGCAGCCUCAACCACAGCAACAACCCCAGCAGAAGCAAGAACAGCUCCAACCCCCACCCCAACCCCCACCCCCACCCCCACCCCAACAACAAGAGCAAGAGUCUCAAGUACAUAAUUCUGCUCCUAUGGAGCUUCCUUCUCAAGUCAACAGUGACAAUGGUGUAAUGGAAGAAGAAAUAGAAACAGAAGCUGAAGAAGAACCUGAUGAAACUGUAGACAAUUCCCCCACCUUUUGGACUUCAUGUCCUUUCUGUUACUACAUGUAUGAAUACCCAAAAGUUUAUGCCGAAUGUACCCUCCGUUGUGACCACUGUCAAAGGGCAUUUCAAGCUGUACGUAUCCCCCACCCACCACCCAUAACAGAAGGCCAAGAAGCAUAUUUCUGUUGUUGGGGUUACUUCCCAUUAGGUGUUUCCAUGUCACAUCUAGAUAAAAACAACACCCAAAGUAACAAAAAAUCUUGGACACCCUUUUCACCUAUGUAUAAUCCCUCAACUAAUAUCCAAAACCAAAAACAGAACCAUUUAAAUGGUAAAGCGGCCCCGAAGGAGAAUACUUUUGUUAACAAAAGUUCGGGGCCGCGUAUCCAACUUGAUGCUAUUGAUGAUAUUACAGAUGAUGUGUUCAUGGAAGUCUCUAAACAAAGUUCUGAUUCCGAUUCCGAUUCCGGUUCUGGUUCUGGUUCUGAUUCUGAUUCCAAUGCCAGGAAAAAGAUGAAGAAAGAUCCGGAAUUGGAAUUCGAAAACAGGGUGCAAGAUGUUGGUAUUAGUGCACGGGAAGCUAAAAAUGAAAUCUUGAAGAAUCUUGGAAAUGGGAUGGGAGUUGAAGAGAGUGGGAAUCCAAGAAGGGAAUCGGGUAGGGUUGGAAAGGAAUUGGGGAAGUUGGAUUUGAAUGUGGAAUUCAACAAUAAUGAAGGGCAUGGACAUGGGCAAGGAGAGGAUAAUAAUGUUGAAGGGAAUGGAUUCUUUGAAGGACUUGAUGAGUUUUUAAGCAGUUUGCCAAUACUUUCUGUUGUGAAUGAAGAAAAGGUUAAAGCUGCUUAGUGAUCAAAUCAAGUAAGUUUUAUCCUUUUCUUGUUGUAGUUUGUAGUUUGUAGUUUGUAGUUGUAGUAGUUGUUUUUUUUUUAAAUAAUGAACUAUGUAGUGUAGUGGUGUAGUUGCUUUGUCUUUGUUUAUUGUUAGUCUCAUUUUGUGUUGUAUAUCUGAUUGCAAAAUGUGUUUUUCAGCCUUUUUGCUAUUUUGAUAGUCGGAAAUCGUCCACCUUUCUUUUUA